Danio aesculapii is the source of this 2288-nucleotide messenger RNA. RefSeq names its product caspase-6-like. Gene Ontology annotation, cellular component: cytoplasm. Gene Ontology annotation, biological process: apoptotic process; proteolysis. The transcript has 6 exons. The record is from RefSeq and is a predicted model, not a curated record. Lineage: Eukaryota; Metazoa; Chordata; Actinopteri; Cypriniformes; Danionidae. The coding region runs from base 543 to 1541 and encodes 332 amino acids.
AGCAAUGAAAAAAAUAGGUGUGAAUCACCUGAAGACAAAAGUAAGGUAAUUCCCCAUUUGUCCGUAGAUUACUCUGUGCUGCAACCAAAGUAUGUAAAGAUGUUUAUUCUUCAAUUUUCAACAUUUAGGCUUGUUCGUGCAUUCGAGCAACGAUUCAUCUCUAUUCAAGGCAGACCUGUUUUUACAGCCAACCGGUCUCCACUGUUUUCUCUCCUUAGAAAAUAAAUGCAUUUGUCACAACCACCGACUGUGGUCACACAAUCUCAUCUUAACCCAGAGAAACGUCUGUAAAAAAAAAAAUAAGAUGAACAUUAUUUUAAAAAAUAGCUUAUACUGUUUUGCAUUGUGCUGUGUGUGUUGAAAGAGAAAGAAGGGUGGGAACGUGACACAACAUGAUUGGCACAACUUUACUGAGCUAUGAUUGGUUAACGCUUUAGUGAAUAGUUUGCGUGCAGUAAGUACUCUGUGUGACUGCAUUGUUUAUUAGUUUGUCAUUAAAUGCUCCUAAAUUCUACAUACUGCACCAUAACAAAUUUACAGGGAUGGCAACUAACACCAAGAGCCAGGAAUCAGAAAAUACAACAGAAUCCGAUGGCUGUAAUCAAAGUAUGGAUCCUAAUCUGGAGUAUACUAUGAAGCACGCGAGGCGAGGAAUGGCUCUCAUCUUUAACCAGAAAAAUUUUGACUGCGAACUGAAAGUCCGCAAAGGCACAGAUGCAGACAGAGACAACCUUGUUAGCAGAUUUAAAGAGCUGGAUUUUGAAGUGAAGGCUUAUAAUGAUUAUAGUCAGGAUGACGUUUUGUUUGAAAUUAAAAAACCUGCUGCUGCUAACCAUAAAGACGCAGACUGUUUUGUCUGCAUCUUUUUAAGUCAUGGGGGAAAUGGCCAUGUUUAUGCCAAAGAUGGGCAGAUCGAUAUACCUGAAAUCACUGAUUUGUUCAAGGGGGAUAAAUGUCGUAGUCUUGUGGGUAAACCCAAGAUCUUCAUCUGGCAGGCUUGCCGUGGUGACAAAAAGGAUGAUCCUGUGACUCCAAUGAGUGUGGAGGACUGUGAUGAUGAAAUGGAUGUAGAUGCAGGAGUGCUUCCCACCCUUCCAGCUGGAGCAGAUUUCAUUAUGUGCUACUCAACAGCUGAAGGUCAGUGUUUUUAUCUUUGCUUUGUUGUACGGAAAUUUUCUAGUUAUUUUUCAUCCAAGUUGUUUAAAAGUUGUUGCUUUAAACAACUUGAAUGCAAUGUACCUCCAUUACUUUACUAUAAUGUCAGACUUUUAAAAAUUAAUUUCAUUGUUUUGUUUUCUUUCAAAGGAUUUAGCUCUUUCCGUAAUUCCAGUAAUGGCUCAUGGUACAUUCAGGAUCUGUGUAAAAUCUUGGGGCGUUAUCAUUCAGAACUGGAGUUCACCAACAUACUGACGCUUGUUAACAUGGAAGUUUCAUCCCACUCUGUACUGAAAAGCGAAGAUCUUUCUUUUACUGGCAAAAAGCAGAUGCCUUGCUUUGCAUCCAUGCUCACCAAGAGGCUGUUUUUCAGGCCCAAGAAGUAAUUUUAGUGUUUUACUCUAUGACAAUUUCAAAUUCACGGAUUAUAUCAUUUUCUUUUGGUGGGUUUGAUUUUGCCAAGUAAGAAAUUAUCCUGGAACAUCAUUUCUGUAUGAAAAUCUAAUCCAUACCUAAUCCCUAUACCCUUAAACCUAACUUUAAAUAAUUCCCCAAAUCUGAGAGGAUUAAUAUUGGAUAACAAUGAUGUAGAUGAACAUAACCAUAACUGUAAACUAAGCUUGACAUAAACUGUAAAUUUAUCCCUUAAGUCUGAUUGGCCGAUUGUAAUGUUGUUACAGGAGCAAAUCUGAGUUUGUUUCAUUUUUCUCUUAUUACUGAUUGGACCUGUCCUUUGAUUUUGUGUUUUAUCCAACGCAUCACAAUGACACUUGUUGUCUGAAGACUGAAAGUAUUUUGAUAUGACUUCAGACACUAUCUGACAAAGAACAAAAUCACUGUUUAAGUAAGCAAAUACUAAACAAAACAAUCUGAUUGAAUGGAUCUACAAUGUAGUGUUUAAUGCAAUACUGGCAUGUUUUAAAUGUGGCUGUUUUUAAUCCCUUCUGAUGCAGUGUAUCACUUUAUUUAGUUAAAAAAUGAGGAAAUAUGAAUCUCAUGGUCAUAUUUUGGGAUGCCAAAAUUAAUCAAGCUCAAAUUGAAAAAAAUAAAUGAUGUGUGAUUGCAUGUCUCUUGAUCUGUUGUUAUAUCUUGAUGUUCUUUUUUUCCAGUUUUGUCACACUUUGCACUUGUUU